Messenger RNA from Protopolystoma xenopodis, 321 nucleotides. The record is from the annotation of a GenBank genome assembly. Lineage: Eukaryota; Metazoa; Platyhelminthes; Monogenea; Polystomatidea; Polystomatidae.
AUGCGACGACCGCGCCGAGGCGGCUUGAUGAUCGCGGACCGUGAAUGCUGUUUUCCAGCAGGCUCAGCGGCCCAAGGAAGGGCCGUAUCGAUUGGGACACAUGAAGCCAGUAAAUGCGUAGGGCCUAACGAGACGAAAGUGGGUCGCACACACGAGCUCCUGUGUACGUACGUACGAGAUAAUGUCUGUUACAUUGCAUGUCUGUAUGCAGGUGCAAGUGAACGUGAAGAUUCAACUUCUGACCUCGAUGGUCUAUGUGAAUGUGCGUGUGCGUGUACGAAUGCAAACGCGAGAGUUCGUGAAAGAUUCGUAUUAGAGUAG